GGAGAGGGAGAGGUGAUAUCUCUAUUUCUCUAGGCGGUAAGGUUGUGGUUUGUCUCUGAAAAUGUUGUGUGCCGUUUCAGUCAAGAAAGAUGGUGGAAAGAAACAAAAGUUACAGUUCAUGACCUAGAGGAUGGAAAGAGCAAAGAAGCAACCACGAUCUGGGAAAAGGACCCAGACACCAAUGGCUCCAUCUCCGAGUGCUGCAACUUCUCCCCCCGAUGAAACUGGUGUCUCAGAAGAAGAUCUCAUGAAAGGGCCUACAAAUGCCUUUGUCAUAUUCUUUACUGAAGGGUUGGAAGAUGCAAGAGCUAGGGCUGGUCCCGGUGGACAGUUUCGCCUAAAAGAGCAUACAAGAGAAGCUGGGCUGAGGUGGAAGAAGAUGGAUGCCACGCAACGAGAGAAAUAUGAGACCCUUGCGAAAAUGAGAAGGGACCACAUUGCGGAGACUACCCCGAAGGCAAAAAGGAAGACUGCACCGCCCGUGUUUCUAACGAGAUGUUCCCCGAAGAAGUUGGUGCAACUCAAUAGCACUCUCACCGAUGAACAAAUAAAUGCGGUUGAGGGACUUGGUUUCGGAUCAAUCCUACUACUAAAAUGCAACUUAUUGAAUCGGGAUUUUCUAGCCAGGUUGGUGCACCACUUCAACACGGACACGCGGUCGCUGGAAUUUGGGAGGGAUAGAGUGUAUCAAAUAAGCACUGCCGAUGUUGCAAGGGCAUUAGGGUUGUCCUUUGGAACCCAACCAGUUCCAUUAGAGUGUGAUGAAAUUCAUAGAAAACACGUUGAAGACAUGUUUGUGGAUUGCGAGAAGGGAGUAAAGUUUACUACGCUGGAGGAGGUAAUGAAAUUGGGGCAGGCGGAUGCAAAGUUCAAGACAGCAUACUUACUCUUUGCCUUGGCUUGCUUCUUGUGUCCAACCACAAAGGAUGUGGCAGGUCCAAGGUUAUACCCGGCGGUUUUUGACUUAUUGCAGAUUCUGUCCUAUGCAUGGCCUGAGUUUGUGCUUGAUUGGUUGGUGGCUGAAGUUAGUAAGUUUAAGAAGAGAGCCGACAAGGAUGUGACUAAUGCAAGGAAGAGUAGUUUUCCGGGCCUCGGCGGCUGCCUUUUCAUCCUCAUGCUCAUAUACUUUGACAGAGUUCCCAUGGGAAUGAGUGUUGGUAAUGCGGGUGAUUGCUUGAUUCAGUGUUGGACAAAGGAACUCCUUGGGGAGCGUAUAGCGAAGGAGACAAAUGUGGGGGUUCAAGACCCAAUUCCGGGUCAAUUUCCCCAAUGUUGUCUUCGGCAUCCGCUUGCUAUUGAUGCUUAUGAUGGGGUGAAGAGAAGGGUCAAGGAGCAGUUGCAGGACAUCAUUGAAUUGGACAAUGCCAUGAUGAAGCAUUACGAAUCACUUGGAAAUGAGGGUCCUUCCACCUCGACACUGAAUCCCUCCAAGGGAUAUGACUGGUCUGGUUGUCCACAACCAGAAGCAACAACUAGAUGUGUCAGGAGCAAUUUGUUUAAUAAUGCAGAUCAAAGCACAAAAGCAUAUAUGGAAAGCAUCAGUGUUGAUACUGCUGGGCCUCCCAAAGGAAGACACGCGAAAGUGCCCUUCGCUGCGAAAUUUCCCGACCUUAUCUCUGAUGCAAGGAUGAUGAAGAAUGCAGGCAGUCAACUGGAAAAGAUUUCAAGGAGCAGGAAAAGAUAGCACAUAAGUUAGAAGCUUGACAUAUAAAGCUUAAGGAAUGUGAAGAAGAGUAUAACAGACGUGAAAAAGAGUUUAAGAAAUGGGAGGCCAAAAUUCAAAAGGAGAGAAUGCAGUUGUACUCUGAGAAGAAAAUGGUACUCUAUUUUUUCAGUUGUUACGGAUUAUCACUUGAUUUGUGAAAGGAUAUGUAAGAGUAGCAACUGCCACCCUUCCAACCCAUCGACUCGUCGUCUGCAAGAGAAACUAUGCUCUUCCUAUUUUACAUUUCUAACCAGAAUAUCAAGAUUUGAAGUUAUACUCUUUUAUUUUUGAAUUGGAGACAUUUACUUAUUUGUCUACUAUGGUAUCGGAUUUGUUUUGUUUCUAGCAUGAGAGAGCAAUGUUGGACAAAAAAAGGGCAGAUGAAAAUGCUCAAGGUUGGCAGAAGAACAAGCAAGG
This is a messenger RNA of Rhododendron vialii, 2122 nucleotides long. RefSeq lists its product as uncharacterized. Lineage: Eukaryota; Viridiplantae; Streptophyta; Magnoliopsida; Ericales; Ericaceae. The record is from RefSeq and is a predicted model, not a curated record. Bases 131 to 1684 code for a protein of 517 amino acids. The transcript has 9 exons.